UUUUAGAUUUGCAAGUAUGAGUGGAGCUCUUGGUAGUCAACGUUCUAGUAGCGCUGGACCUGCUCGGCCAGCUGGAAUGUCUAGUGCCGGAAAAGUGUGUCAGUUUAAGCUGGUUUUGUUGGGAGAAUCUGCUGUAGGAAAAUCGAGCUUGGUUUUGCGGUUUGUCAAAGGACAGUUUCAUGAAUACCAGGAGAGCACAAUUGGAGCUGCCUUUCUUACUCAGACAGUGUGUGUGGAUGAUGUUACUGUAAAAUUUGAAAUCUGGGAUACUGCUGGUCAAGAAAGAUACCACUCUUUGGCGCCCAUGUAUUACAGAGGUGCCCAAGCAGCAAUCGUUGUAUAUGAUAUCACUUCUCAAGAAUCCUUUGCGAGAGCUAAAAACUGGGUAAAGGAGCUCAAUCUGCAGGCAAAUAAUAUUGUCAUUGCCUUGGCCGGAAACAAGUGUGAUUUGGAACCACAAAGAGCCGUGUCUAGAGCGGAAGCGCAGCAAUAUGCGGAAGAUCAGAACUUACUCUUCAUGGAGACGUCUGCAAAGACAGCGAUCAAUGUGAGCGAAAUAUUCAUGGAAAUCGCUAAGACGCUGCCAAAGGGCGGAGGACCCAAAGCAGACGGAGGAAUUAACUUGAAUCCCGGUCGUGCCGGCAACCAGAGAUCAUUUGGCUGCUGCAACAAAUAAGUAGUCGAAACAAACAGAACAGACGUAAAUUUCCAUGAUUAGAUUAAACUUUAACCUAUUUUCAGCAUUUUGAACUCUCGAUCCUUGCACGCAUAGGCCGUUUAAAUGGAUAGAUAACUUCUUUUUUUUUCAUGGGAUAUUGUAAGUAUGUUAUAAAGAGAAUGUCAUAAUUACCUUUGCGAUAAUAUAAAAAUGUGCUAUUUUCAUGAGAUAAGAUGAAAAUGUCUAACGGCAUUUUAUCUUCUAAAUUUGAUUGACUGCGUCUUGAUUUCAAAAAGGUUUUGAAAUGGUUCAACGGAUAGUGGUUCAAUCCUUUUUAUUCGAUUGCUUUAUUGAGAAAAAAAUCGACUGCAGACUUUCCCUUGUUAAAAUGUGAAUGAAAAGUUAUUGAGUUUCAAACUAAUGGUAGAGCUGAUAUCUGUUAUGAAGGAAUUUUAGGCUCAAAUUUGAGAAUCAAGGCAAAUUGUUUACAAAAUAUGUUUGAAAUCUAUUGGCGCUGUAUAAGUAGUCAUUUUCUAUAAUUAAAAUCCUAUCUUUAUAGCCCGAAGUCAUUCGUCACUCGAUCAACUGUUUUCAUAAAUUAUUCAUCCCUAUUCAAGUUCAAACUAUUCUCAAAAUCAGUCGAUAUAACACCAUCGGUUGUUUGUAAACCAGCCGAAGUGCAAACUAGAGGUAUUUAUAUGAAUUUACCAAAAAUAGUAGGCUGCGUCAAAGUACCCAGAAGCCAGAAUUGUAACAAAUGCGAAAAUCAUUCAAACAUACCCUUAUAUGAUCUAACUUCUGCAUUUUUUACAUUCCCUUUUUCAUUUUUUUUUUCAGAUUACGGCUGGUUUAUUCAUACUCAGUUGCAUUGACUUAUAAAUUUAUCUUUUCAAAUUGAGAUAAGGUUUUCCUUCAUGAAUGAAAGAAGUCAAAUCUUCAGGAGGAAAAUCUUUGUAUUCUUGAAUCGAAAUUGAGGUUUUCUGUACUACUAAAUUUACAUUUAUUUUAACAAUUAUACAUGUGUAGAAAAUUUAUUUUGUGCUAAA
Molecule: messenger RNA, 1704 nt
Organism: Symsagittifera roscoffensis
Lineage: Eukaryota; Metazoa; Xenacoelomorpha; Acoela; Convolutidae
Product: ras-related protein Rab-5C-like
Exons: 5
Coding region: 17-676 (219 amino acids)
Cellular component (GO): endosome; Golgi apparatus
Molecular function (GO): GTP binding; GTPase activity
Source: RefSeq, a predicted model, not a curated record